GGUUGCUAUGCGGCUGCCUGCGCAGAACUGGGUGGGGGCGCUGCUCCUCCGCCGCCUCCUCUUCCUGGGGCUGUGUUGUGCGAGGGAAGACCCGGGUAGAUCUCGCAACGUGCUCCUGAUCGUAGCUGACGAUGGCGGCUUUGAGAGCGGCGUGUACAACAACACAGCCAUCAACACCCCAAACCUCGAUGCCUUGGCCAAGCGCAGCUUGAUCUUCCAGAAUGCCUUCACUGCCGUCAGUAGCUGCUCUCCUAGCCGGGCCAGCAUCCUGACAGGCCUGCCCCAGCACCAGAAUGGGAUGUAUGGGCUGCAUCAAGAUGUGCAUCAUUUCAACUCCUUUGAUAGUGUGCGGAGCCUCCCUCUGUUGCUCAGCCAGGCAGGGAUUCGGACAGGAAUCAUUGGGAAGAAGCAUGUGGGACCAGAGGCUGUGUAUCCCUUUGACUUUGCCUACACUGAGGAGAAUGGCUCCGUCCUGCAGGUGGGGAGGAACAUCACCCGGAUCAAGCUGCUUGUUCAGAAAUUCCUGCGCAGCCAGGAUGACAAGCCUUUUUUCCUGUACAUUGCUUUCCAUGAUCCUCACCGCUGUGGCCAUUCCCAACCUCAGUAUGGAGUCUUCUGUGAGAAGUUUGGCAAUGGGGAGACUGGAAUGGGCUGGAUCCCGGACUGGAAACCCCAACACUACAACCCUGAUCAAGUGCAGGUCCCAUAUUUCGUACAGGAUACACCAGCAGCUCGUGCAGAUUUAGCUGCUCAGUACACAACCAUAGGACGCAUGGAUCAAGGCAUUGGCCUUGUCUUGGAGGAACUCCGCAGUGCUGGCUUCCACAACAGUACACUUGUGAUCUACACUUCGGACAAUGGCAUCCCCUUCCCCAGUGGCAGAACUAACCUGUACUGGUCAGGAACGGCCGAACCCCUCCUCAUCUCCUCCCCUGAGCAUCCUGCACGCUGGGGCCAGGUCAGCGGUGCCUACGCCAGCCUGCUGGACGUCACCCCCACCAUACUGGAUUGGUUCUCUGUGCCAUAUCCCAGUUACAGCCUCUUUGGGAAGCGGAUUGUACAACUCACUGGGAAGUCCCUGCUGCCAGCCCUGUCACUGGAGCCACCAUGGGCAACUGUGUUUGCAAGCCAGAGCCUGCACGAGGUGACCAUGCACUAUCCCAUGCGGGCCGUACAGCGUGGGCCCCUGCGCUUCAUUCACAACCUGCAGAACCGCAUGCCCUUCCCCAUCGACCAAGACUUCUAUGUUUCACCCACAUUCCAGGACCUGCUGAACAGGACCCAAGCAAGGCAGCCUACCCAUUGGAACAAGACACUGCACAGCUAUUACUACCGGGAACGCUGGGAGCUGUAUGAUCACAGCGUCGACCCUACCGAGAGCCACAACGUGGCUUCCGACCCCCGCUACGCACAGGCUCUGGAGGAGCUCCGAGGGCUGCUGCUGAAGUGGCAGUGGGAAACGGAUGACCCCUGGGUCUGUGUGCCCGACGGUGUCCUGGAGGACAAGCCCAGCCCCCAGUGCCGGCCACUCCAUAAUGAGCUGUGAUUUUCUUUGCCCUCCGCCUGUGUGGUUGCGGUUACUUCCUCAUUCAGAAGAGCUGCAACCGGAAAAGAUCUGCUGCAGCCCAAGUGGGCUUUGAUGUAACUUGGAAACGCUGCGGUUUGCAGAGCUCAAUACCAGUGAAUGGGAAGUUGGGGGAGGAGUUGGAGUCAAAUGCAAGGGUGUGAUUGCUGCACACGGAAGGGAAAGUCGUGCCUAUUUUUAAAGACUACAGAUCUAUACGCCAUCUUAGCCAACCCCUUUUCCAAAAUGUUUGCUGCCAAAGGAUUACCACAAGUGCCUAUCAGAUGUCUCAGCACCUGCUCUGGAUAGUGCUGUGGCACAACCAGGAAGGAGAUGGGCUGGUCCCAUCCAGACUAUGUCCUAAAUAAUGUCUUUCUGGGAAACUGUAUAGGCGUGGAUUAGGUUUGGAGACAGUUCAAAACUUCAGACGUAUUCAUGGCUGAGUCUUCUUCUAGGAUUAUACCACUUCAGAUACAUCUGGGGGAGAGACUCUCAUUCCAAAAUGUCCAUGAGUGAUGGAAAGCUAGUAUGCAGGGAGAAGGUUGGGAGCAAGCAACCUCCUUCAUGUACUGUAGGGUGGUACAGGCCUAUAAGAAAACUAUAUCAUGUUAGAAACAGCAAGUUGAACUGGCUAUUAAUGUGAACCUUCCAGAAUAUGCAACAGCAGAGCUAGAGCCAAUUUUUGUGGAAGUCAUAAAGAAGUAAAUAGUCUUGGUCCUGAUGCUAGGUUCUCUGGAUGGAAAGUGAUGGCUUCAUUAUGUUGACAAAGGCUUGUAGGCAAUACUGUAUGUAUACGUCAGUGGGAGGCAGUAAAUAUGUAUUGUAGGAAAUGUCAACAAGCAUUUAAUUUAUCACAGCUGUAAUUCAAACAGAGCCAUCCAUCAACAGUCUGCUUUAUAAAAUGAAAUAAAAUCUGGCCCUUGUUUUUAUAAGCAUUACCUCUACACAGUAAUUGAUGAAAGAGAAAGGAAAUGGAAGGGAACCAGAUAAGAGACAACUUGAUUGAGUAAACAAUAUACAGUAUCUGGCAUUCACACUGUUGAGUAUUAAUGGAAGCAGCUGGCUAGAGACUGACAGAAGGAUCUGGGAUACCCAGUACGAUGAAGGUCACAUCCAGUUUGGGGGCUACAUGACAUGGCCAGUGCAAAUUAUACAGACCACCAGCCAUUUAUGGAUUAUACUGUAUAGGGAGGGUAUGUCUUAGGGCAAUUCUAUACAUGUCUAGUCAGAAGUAAGCUCCACUGAGUUCGAUGGGAUUUAUUCUCAGGUCCUAUCUCUAUAGGAUAGUAGCCUUAGGGUGAGAUCCUAUGCAUGUUUAGCCAGACAAGGUUCUACAGUGCAUCUGGCUGGGGAAUGCUGGGAGUUCUAGGACUUUUUUCUGUCUGCAUAGGAUUGUGCCUUAAAGCACUUUAUUUUCUAUACCAGGUUCGGGCAAUUUGCGACCCUCUAGAUGUUUCAGCAUAAAACUUCCAUCAGCCUUAACCAACAUAGCCAAUGAUGAGGGUUCAUGGAAUUGUAGGUGCCGACUCCUGAUAUAUACUAGUACAA
Molecule: messenger RNA, 3112 nt
Organism: Elgaria multicarinata webbii
Lineage: Eukaryota; Metazoa; Chordata; Lepidosauria; Squamata; Anguidae
Gene: SGSH
Product: N-sulfoglucosamine sulfohydrolase
Exons: 8
Coding region: 8-1546 (512 amino acids)
Biological process (GO): glycosaminoglycan catabolic process; heparan sulfate proteoglycan catabolic process
Molecular function (GO): glycosaminoglycan binding; N-acetylglucosamine-6-sulfatase activity; N-sulfoglucosamine sulfohydrolase activity
Source: RefSeq, a predicted model, not a curated record